Paramecium octaurelia is the source of this 1229-nucleotide messenger RNA. The record is from the annotation of a GenBank genome assembly. NCBI's taxonomy places the organism in Eukaryota, Ciliophora, Oligohymenophorea, Peniculida, Parameciidae.
AUGCACUUCCUUUUAUUGUUCGUUUUUAUUAUUGUUAUUGUUGUUGCUAUUUUUAUCUUUAUUUAUUGCAAAAGGUAAAAUAGGAGAAGGCAAAGGCUAUUUGAAGAUGAUAUAAUAUAUUUUCAGCUUACAGAACUUACAGAUGAAUGGGUGAGGAAAAAGGAUGAAGAGGAAAACGUGAGAAAGAAUAAGAAAGGAAAAGACUGUAACUUGAAGAAGAAAACAUGAAAAAAGAAUAAGAAAUCAUUAGAUAAGAGAAGGAAUAGAAAAGAUAACAUUUACAAUAAGAGGAGGAACAAAGGAAAAAAAUAAAAUAAUAAGAGGAAGACUCAAGAAAACAAAUAAAGCAAAGGAGAGAAUUAUUAAAUAACACAUUUUACCAAUAUUUUAAUAAGCGUAAUAAUAGGAAGAAAUUAGAAAAAACCAAUUUAGCAAUAAAUCUAAAUAUUGAACUAAGAAAUUAAUAAAUUACAUAAAAAUAAUAAUCUUACAAAUAAUCAAUAAUAAUACUAUAAAAAUUAGUAACAAUAAUAAUUAUUUAAAAAUUAAAAUAAUAAGGCGAAGCUAAAAUCAAUUCCUCAUGUAAGAUAGAAUAUUGAAAUUUCAAAUCCUGAAGUUUCACUUUUUGUUUUAAAAGAAUCAUUAUUAAGAGAAUAAAAUCGAGAAUUAUUAAGAACAAGUCAAGAAUAUUCAUUUGGAUUUGAUUCAAUAAUAGGAUCUUUUGGCUCUGAUUAAUAUUGUCUAAAAGUUAGAAAUACAAAUCUUGAUUAUGAUAAAAUUGUGAAUGGAAAUCAAUUAUUAUAACAACAUUUAUUAGAUUUUCAAUAAUAACUAUCAAAUUCACUUGAUAUUUCAAUUGAUUAAAUUGAAAUUUUAGGAGUAUCAAAGAGAAGCUUUGAAAUUAGCUUUAAUUUUUAAGGAAAUGAUAUGGAUUCUAUUUAUUAACAGAUUUUAAAGAAUAAAAAUGAAAGGCAAAGAAAUUCUUAAAUAAAUAUUAUAAUGGAAAAGUUGAAUAUGUAGAAUAUUUUGAUUAAGCAAGUAAAUCUGCAAAAGGAGUCACUCUUUCAUCUAAAGAUUUUAAUUCUUCUCACAAUAUGAGUUGGGAUAAUUUUCCUAAGAAUGAAAAGAGAGGACCACCAAAUUAUAGAUAUGAUUAUUAUUUUCCAAUAGGUUGCUAUGGAUUUUGGUUAAAUAUAAAAGAGGUUGUAAAAGAGAAAGGAGAUGAUUGA